AGAGUGCAGCUGGUGUGUGUGUGUGCCGCUCCCUGUUAACUGAAGCUGCUAGGACGGAGACAAACGGCCGUUUUCUGCCUCAGUUAUCGUUAAUCCAUAAAUUCCAGCCGUGGUUAAGUUUUCUGUAAAGUCUAUCAGAGCGGUUAGUUAAAGAUUAGUGCACUCGCAGGUGUGUUUGCUCGGACUGAAAAGGUUUCGUUUCCUGUUCGCGACUGAGUGAGUAGUUACCCUCCGCCUUGGUGUUUGAUCCUGUGGUUUAAAGGAGAUUAAACACAACGGCUCUGAUAAGAUGGCGGACUGUGUCUCGAAGGUGGAGCUGAGCGUCUCCUGCACUGACCUGCUGGAUAAAGAUGUCGGAUCCAAGUCUGAUCCUCUGUGUGUACUGCUGCAGAAAACAGGAGGAGACAGCUGGACUGAGCUGGGUCGCACUGAGCGUCUGAAGAACACCUCCAGUCCGUCCUUCAGUCAGCGUCUCAGACUGGAUUAUCACUUUGAGACAGUUCAGAAUCUGAAGCUGGGGGUCUACGACAUCGACAACUCCACCUCUGAUCUUGGUGAUGAUGACUACCUGGGAGGGGUGGAGCUAACACUGGGACAGAUAGUUUCCAGUAAAACUGUGACCAGACCUCUGGAGCUGAAGAAAGGCAAACCUGCGGGGAAAGGAACCAUCACUGUCACAGCAGAGGAGAUAAAGGACAACAGAGCCAUUGAGUUGGAGCUGGAGGCUAAAAACCUUGACAAGAAGGAUACGUUUGGCAAGUCUGAUCCAUUCCUAGAGAUUUUCAAACAAGGAGACGAUGGAAAGUGGCAGCUGGUCCACAGAACAGAGGUGGUGAAGAACAAUCUGAAUCCCUGCUGGAAGAAGUUCUGUGUUCCCUUGCAGACGUUCUGCAGCAGCGACCUCGAGAGACCGCUAAAGGUGGAUUGCUCUGAUCAUGACAGUGAUGGAUCUCACGAUCUAAUUGGAUCCUUCACCACUAAAGUCUCGGAGCUGCAGAAAGCUGCACACGGUUCACCGGUGCAGUUUGACUGCAUCCACCCUGAGAAACAGAAGAAGAAGAAGAGCUACAAGAACUCUGGGGUCGUCUCUGUGAAGAAUUGCAAGCUGGCGACUCAGUACACCUUCCUGGACUAUGUGAUGGGAGGCUGCCAGAUCAACUUCACUGUGGGGAUCGACUUCACUGGCUCUAACGGUGAUCCUCGCUCGCCCAACUCUCUCCACUACAUGAGUCCAGACGGGCUGAACCAGUACCUGUCUGCUCUGUGGUCUGUGGGUCAGGUGGUCCAGGACUACGACACUGAUAAACUUUUCCCAGCUUUCGGUUUUGGAGCCAAACUCCCUCCAGACUACCAGGCUGCACACCAUGAAUUCGCCCUCAACUUCAACCCCACUAACCCCUACUGCCAAGGUAUUCAGGGGAUCGUUGAGGCCUACAGGAUGGUUUUGCCUCAGCUCAGACUGUCUGGACCCACAAACUUUUCUCCUAUCAUUAACCAUGUCGCCUCCAUCGCCACCGGCGCUGCGCAGGCCAACAGUGCCUCUCAAUACUUUGUCCUCCUCAUCCUCACUGAUGGUGAGAUCACCGACUUCGACCAGACCCGGGACGCCAUUGUCCGGGCGUCGCGGCUGCCCCUGUCCAUCAUCAUUGUUGGGGUGGGGCCAGCGGACUUUAAGGCCAUGGAGCUUCUGGACGGAGACAACGGUGUGCUGAGGUCAACAGUCGGGGAGGCCGUCGCCAGAGACAUCGUCCAGUUUGUCCCGUACAGACAGUUCAAAGAUGCUCCUGUGGCGGCUCUGGCUCAGUCGGUUCUCGCUGAGGUUCCCAACCAGCUCGUCUCUUAUUUCAAAAUGAGAGGCUUCGAACCACCCACACCUAAAGCUGCGCCCAAAUCCUAAACCCCCACAUGACCUAAAUCCUACCCCCCCCCCCCCCCCCCAAAGUCCCCCAAAGUCCCCCACAAAGCUGAAUGCCAACCCUUCAUUCCAGGCUCAGACCACCACCUCUACUCUGCCCCCCUCCACUCACAAAGUCGACCACUUUUCCGGGACCAACCUAAUGUGUUGCUGGCAAUCUCAGCCAAUCACAAGGCAGCAUUCAGCUGUCAGCCAAUCAGGAUGCCAGGGGCAACCCUCCCCAGUUUCCUUUUUAAAUCACUUUUAAAACCACGCUGUUUUCUCUGAUGAUAAUCAUGUAGUUUAGAUGAUAGAUUGAUAUUGAUUGCUCUGCUGCUUCUACGCUAACUAUGCAGAUCACGUGUUUACUAACGUGUCUAAAAAAAAAAAUCACAGAGCCGCACACACACAGACAGACACAAAAAAAUUCAUCCAUAUUGUUUCCAUGUUGCCAUAGUAACAGUAAAGGGCCACUGAUCUGCUGAGAGCUGAACUUUUCCCAUUCACUUCAGUGAGUUUUAGCACAGCAGCAUCUAGUGGACGUUAGAGGAACUGCAGCCACAGUUACCUCACCUAAUCAUUCGUUGCCAUGGUGACACUAUGCACCCUGGACCAGCUCUCUCUCUCUGUGUGUGUAUGUGUGUGUGUGUGUGUGUGUGUGUGUGUGUGUGUGUGUGUGUGUGGCUCUGAUUUAGCUUUAUUAAUCAGGUAGCAAUACUUUGCACUUUGCUGUUGCACGAAAUGCUGGAAAACAGUUUUAUGAAUGAUACUGUAUACUUUAACCUAGCUUCACUACGAUGCCUUGUAUAAACUCUACUGUAGCCUUGCUGUAGACUUUAGUGGAGCAUGUGUGUCACUGCUCAGCUGCUUCAGCCUCAUUAUUCCUGGACUGUUCUGUCACGACUCUCAGGGGUUUGUUGAUGCCUCCCUCUGUGCUCCCAGUGCUGAAGUCUGUGUGUCUACCAUCGGCCAUCAACCUCUGCAUGACUGUAGUAAAGUAAUACUGAGUGUCAAAACUAACUUCAUGCAGAACUUUACUGCAGUGCAGAUGCAGAGGUUUAAUUUGGGCUUCAGGUAGCAGUGCAGUUGAUUGAUGUCAGUAUGUUAAAAUGCAUAAAAAAGACAAGACAAGAUAGAAAUGAAAAAGAAUCAUUAAAAGAGAGUCUACAGAGGAUGAGUCUUUAAAAGUAGAGAUGUGUGUCAGAGCAACUCCCCUUUAUACUGCAUGAGUCUGAGACAAAAGUUGAAAAUUGUGACAGAAACAUGGAAAAAUCUUAAGUCGUCAAUCCUAGAUCUCACUGUCAGACUCGUCCACCAGCAGCUGAUUGAUGGCUUUGGCAACCAAAACCUAAAUUCAGACAAUGUGAGAAACUUGGGGUCAGAUACUUUCAGCAUGACUGCUGCUAUGAUCCACAUUUACAAACCAACCAAUCAGAAAUUAUGCAGAAUACACCAGCCUAUUUUUUAAAACUCCAUUUUCAACUAAACUUUAGGAGGAAAAAACACUUCUUCACGCUUUUCCCCUCCUUCCUCCCUCCUGUUAGUUUUCGAUUCCCCUCUGCUUCCAUGUGUUUUUUUUGCACAUCGUUUCACUACGAUUCACCAGGCACUCGGUGCACAAUGUGAGCAUCACACUGAGAGUCUGCUUGAACAUGUCCUCUCUUUUUGCACCAAAGAUUAUCCUCUGAUUGACAUGACUCUGCCAGCCGGGGAUACUGGCAUGACCUGAACACACACACACUUACACACACUUACACUUUUACACACACACACACAGUGUUAAAACAACUCAAAACCCGUGUUUACUGCAGCAGAGCCACAGUUAAUGUUGUUAACGUGUUGCAACACUUUAUCUCCAACCAUUUUAAAACACUUAGAUAAUUUGUUGUUUUUGUGCCUUUAUUACAGACAGUGGAGAAAUGACGGGAGAGAAAGGAGAGAAAGUUUAGACUUGAAUGUUGCACUUCCUGGUUGACCUUUAACCCCCUAAGCUGCAGGGAUGACCAACUUAGAAUUAAUAUUGACUCACCCUGUAGCCACUUAAAAUCACCACUUGUGCUAUGGAUGUUAAAAUGGCAGAACUAAUAGGAAAUGUUUCAGCCAGAGUAAGAAAUAAAUGUUUUAUUAGAGGUUUCAUUUUUUCUCCUUUUUGUUAAACAUUUGGGAACAUUAAGAGUUUUUUUCAGGGUCCAUUUUAUUGAAAUCAGAUAUCUGUACUGCACUGCAUUAUUUGUAGCUCAGAGAUUUAGGGACAGUGUGUGUAAUGAAAUAAUCAAAGCUCAAGUUUUUGUCGCUUAAAACCACAUCUCAUGGUCUUCAUUUGUUAAUGGAGCGUCACCAGCUGAAAGACUGUGAGAUGUGGUUGAAAGCCAUGUAAGAUAAUUUUCUUUUUAGUAUGUUUGUUGCCUCCUGUCUCUGAUACAGACAGUGUCUGCUGCUUCAUUACUUUAUUUUGAUAAAUAUUAAAGGCACAGAAAGAUAAAAAUACCCAGUAAUUUACAAAAGAAGCAAAGAUUAUAGAAUAGUCUGAAAAUGAUAAUCAUAGUUUUUCCUAUUGAUCAUCUCAUGACCCCUCAGAUCUAACACAUGAUUACUUGUGUGGGUCUCAGGUAACCUAUUCAACUUCUCUACCUACUGGAAAGAAUUACAGACGUAUAGCAUUUUGUUAAAACAUAACAAUAACUUGAAUUUCAAAAUUCUCAUCAAUUUAUCUGCUGAAAAAACCCUGCGAACUACUUUCUAAAGUUUGCUCAGUGCCACAGAACUCUAGCUGAGCGUGAACAUUCAUUUUGAAACAGUAAAUCAAAUAAAUAAAAAUCAGUGGAUGAAUCUGCCGAUGACGACAGUGGGAUGACGCACAUGAAUGCACUUGAAAAAUCUAAGUAAGAGGACCUUAAGUUCAGACUUUUGUUUGUUGUAUGUAUUUGUGUUAUUUUCGAACCAAAAAGCAGCAGAUUCUGUAGGAGGAAGUUUGUCCCUGUCAGGCUGCCAUGAUUUAUUGUUUUUUUCUUCUCCUUCGUCGCCGAAAACUUGUUUUAUAUCCGUGUUCUAGUCGAAGGGAAAUUCUGUUUUCACACAUGGUUUAAAGUGUAAAGCAGCUUCACGUUUAACAUCUCAGCCAAACAACGUGCAGGUUUCAUUUUAAACCUGAAGUGAGUGAUAUCAGAAACUGCAUGAUGGGAUGUGAUCUGAAUUCAGCCAAACAUGCUGAUAAAAUUGCAUCUGCCAUCACACCUCCCAUAAUGCUUUGCUCCACAGUGCUGCUCACUGUGAUCAGUUUUUAUUCUGUUUCACAUCUGUUUACUCUUCUCCACUUAACCGUUUGUUAAACUGGUUGAUCCACAUGUUGUGUGACUACCAGCUCCAUCCGCUAACAGCUAGCUACUACUAACUAACCAGUAUAACUAAACCAGUAUGAUCAGUAACAUCGCGUUUGUAUGAUGCCAACUGUUAGAAUACAACAAUAAAACAACUUUGGGAAAAAUAA
This is a messenger RNA of Lates calcarifer (barramundi perch), 5381 nucleotides long. It is a transcript of the gene cpne1, whose product is annotated as copine I. Gene Ontology annotation, biological process: cellular response to calcium ion; regulation of RNA splicing; positive regulation of tumor necrosis factor-mediated signaling pathway. The record is from RefSeq and is a predicted model, not a curated record. Gene Ontology annotation, cellular component: ribonucleoprotein complex; plasma membrane; nucleoplasm. Gene Ontology annotation, molecular function: calcium-dependent phospholipid binding; RNA binding. The coding region runs from base 290 to 1897 and encodes 535 amino acids. Lineage: Eukaryota; Metazoa; Chordata; Actinopteri; Centropomidae. The transcript is spliced from 16 exons.